AUGAGAAUCUCCAAGUCUAGCAAUAUUGCUAUCGUUGGCGGCGGCGCCUUUGGUCUCUCUACCGCGCUUCAUUUGACUGAAGCAGGCUACUCUAAUAUCUCAAUCUUUGAGCAGGAUGACCAGAUUCCUCCUCGCUACUCUGCGGCCAAUGACCUCAACAAGAUUGUCAGGGCCGAGUAUGAAGAUCCUUUUUGGACCGAGCUCACCAUUCAAGCAAUCUCCGCUUGGAAGACGCCCUUCUAUGCCCCCUUCUUCCAUCAAACUGGAUUCAUCCACUGCGUCUCAGGCAACGCACCCGAGGAAGCUACAGCGACUUUGAGCCGCUUCCGGGCAGCAGCCGACGCCCAUCCUCAGCUCAAAGAUCACGUACUUCCAUUCCACGGAGACGACGACAUCCAGAAGCGUUUCUGGCAGUACACUGGUUCGUUUCCAGGAUGGAGUGGAUACUUUAACAGUUUCGAUGGCUAUGCACACUCUGGAGCUGCCUUGACGGCUGCGUACCGAGAGGCGCAAGCUCGCGGGGUGAGGUUCUUCCUCGGUCCCCAAGGCGCAGUCUCCGAGAUUGUGUAUGAGAAGACUCCAAAUGGAAGAAGAGCAACUGGCAUCAAGACUAGUACCGAUAUUUUCCACGCAGCAGACUUGGUCAUCGUGGCCGUCGGUGCUGCCGCCACUAAGCUAGUACCCGAGAUCGGAACCCAAGUCGUCGCCAAAUGUUGGUCUGUCGCCCACGUCCACCUAUCCGACGAAGAAGUUUCUGCUCUUCGAGGUAUCCCCAUUACAUAUGCCAGGGACCUCGGUUUUUACUUUGAGCCGGACCCCAAGACAAAUCUCCUCAAGAUAUGCCCCAUGGGUGGUGGUUACAUCAACACGGACCCAAAGACUGGCUUUUCUCAUGCCCCCAAGUCACUUCAAGACAGCGCCUUUGUCCCUGCGCAUGACGAAGCCAAGAUGAGAAAGCUUCUCGCCGAGACUCUCCCAUAUUUGGCAGAUCGACCUCUGGUCAAAAAGUCUCUAUGCUGGUUUGCCGAUACGCUGAACUCGGACUUCAUCAUCGAUUUUGUACCUCAAACCUCAGAAUCACUGGUCUUGCUCACGGGUGACUCUGGCCACGGAUUCAAGUUCUUCCCCAUCUUUGGGUCUUGGGUCAAGAAACUUCUCGAGGAGGGUGAUCAAUCCAUCGUUAGAUGGAAGUGGAAGGAUCCCAAGGCCAGCCAGGAUGAUGCCAACUGGGGGGGAAGCGUCAGCUGGCGGCUGGGAGAGACACUGGAGUUGUCGGACAUCCAACCUCCUUCAGCCACCAAGCUGUAA
This is a messenger RNA of Fusarium vanettenii 77-13-4, 1308 nucleotides long. RefSeq lists its product as uncharacterized. Lineage: Eukaryota; Fungi; Ascomycota; Sordariomycetes; Hypocreales; Nectriaceae. Gene Ontology annotation, molecular function: sarcosine oxidase activity; saccharopine oxidase activity; flavin adenine dinucleotide binding. The transcript has 2 exons. Bases 1 to 1308 code for a protein of 435 amino acids. The record is from RefSeq and is a predicted model, not a curated record.